UGUCCCAGGACUACAGCAAGUAGGACGAGGUGUGUUUCUAGGGCAGGUGUCCGCGUGCUGCGCGAAGGCGCCCCUGCAGCAUGACGCUGCCGGCCGCGCUCGUACUCUGGACUUGCGUGUGGGGGGUCGUCGCCCCGGGCGGCCGCAGCGGCGCCAACGGCACUGAGGUGGAGAGGCGCUGGGAGACGCUGUUGUCGCGCUCCUACCUGGGCCUCGCCGGCGGGCGGGCGGCGCGGCCCGACUGGCAGAGCGACUACUUGCGGGGCAUCAAGCGGGUGCGCCGCCUCUACUGCAACGUGGGCAUCGGCUUCCACCUGCAGGUGCACCCGGACGGCAGGAUCGGCGGCGCGCACCUCGAGGACCCGCACAGUCUCAUCGAGAUCUCCAGCGUGGAGCGAGGAGUGGUCAGCUUGUUCGGCGUCAAGAGCGAGAUGUUCGUGGCCAUGAGCCGCAGGGCCCGGCUCUACGGGACGCGGCGCUUCGGCGACGAGUGCAAGUUCAGGGAGACGCUGCUGCCCAACAACUACAACGCCUACGAGUCUUUUGUUUACAAGGGCUUCUACGUGGCCCUCAGCCGGCACGGGCGGGCGCGGCGUGGCGACAAGGCCACCACCGCCGCCACCGGCACACACUUCCUCCCUCGGCUGUGACUGACGCUGCCGCCGCCGCGCGGCCAUUUUGCACACGCAGAUUUUAUUUCCUUCCAGGUAACACGCCGUGUCAAUGCCA
Messenger RNA from Phycodurus eques (leafy seadragon), 729 nucleotides. Its product is annotated as fibroblast growth factor 6-like. Bases 81 to 650 code for a protein of 189 amino acids. NCBI's taxonomy places the organism in Eukaryota, Metazoa, Chordata, Actinopteri, Syngnathiformes, Syngnathidae. Gene Ontology annotation, molecular function: fibroblast growth factor receptor binding; growth factor activity. The transcript has 3 exons. The record is from RefSeq and is a predicted model, not a curated record. Gene Ontology annotation, biological process: fibroblast growth factor receptor signaling pathway; animal organ morphogenesis; positive regulation of protein phosphorylation. Gene Ontology annotation, cellular component: cytoplasm.